CUGCCUGCUGCGCUUCCCGGGCCAGUCCCUCCCGCCCGGACUCCGAGGCCAUUUUCUCCGGGGCCGGCCUCAGUGGCCAUCCCAGCUCACCCUGGCGCUCCUCAGGCUCCCAUUUAACCCGCGUCCUGGGUUCCCGCAGUGAGGGCUUACAGAGUUUAAGUUUUUAAAAUUGAAGUAAGUCCACACAUUAGGAGCUCAUGUCUUUCCUUGUAAGUAAACCAGAGCGGAUUAGGCGGUGGGUCUCGGAAAAGUUCAUUGUUGAGGGCUUAAGAGAUUUGGAACUAUUUGGAGAGCAGCCUCCGGGUGACACUCGGAGAAAAACCAAUGAGGCGAGCUCAGAGUCAAUAGCAUCCUUCUCUAAACAAGAGAUCAUGAGUAGCUUUCUGCCGGAGGGCGGGUAUUACGAGCUUCUCACCACCAUAGGCAAAGGAUUUGAGGACUUGAUGACAGUGAAUCUAGCCAGGUACAAACCAACAGGAGAGUAUGUGACAGUACGAAGGAUUAACCUGGAAGCCUGUUCUAAUGAGAUGGUGACAUUCUUACAGGGGGAGCUUCAUGUCUCUAAACUCUUCAGUCAUCCCAACAUAGUGCCAUAUCGAGCCACCUUUAUCGCAGACAAUGAGCUGUGGGUUGUCACAUCAUUCAUGGCAUAUGGUUCUGCAAAGGAUCUCAUCGGCACACACUUCAUGGAUGGCAUGAGUGAACUGGCGAUUGCAUAUAUCCUGCAGGGGGUGCUAAAGGCCUUGGAUUACAUCCACCACAUGGGCUAUGUGCACAGGAGUGUCAAAGCUAGCCACAUUCUGGUCUCCAUGGAUGGAAAAGUCUACCUGUCUGGUUUACGCAGCAACCUCAGCAUGAUCAGCCAUGGGCAGCGGCAGCGUGUGGUCCAUGAUUUCCCCAAGUACAGUAUCAAGGUUCUGCCUUGGCUCAGCCCAGAAGUCCUCCAGCAGAAUCUUCAGGGUUAUGAUGCCAAGUCUGAUAUCUACAGCGUGGGAAUCACAGCCUGUGAACUGGCCAAUGGCCAUGUCCCCUUUAAGGAUAUGCCUGCUACCCAGAUGCUGUUAGAGAAAUUGAACGGUACAGUGCCCUGCCUGUUGGAUACCAGCACCAUCCCAGCUGAGGAACUGAGCAUGAGUCCCUCACGUUCUGUUGCCAACCCUUGCCUCAGUGAGAGCCUGGCCACUGGCAGCCUCCGGCCUUCCAACGGUGACUCACCCUCCCAUCCCUACCAUCGAACCUUCUCCCCCCACUUCCACCAUUUUGUGGAGCAGUGCCUUCAGCGCAAUCCUGAUGCAAGGCCAAGUGCCAGCACCCUCCUGAACCACUCCUUCUUUAAGCAGAUCAAGCGACGUGCUUCAGAGGCUUUGCCUGAGUUACUUCGUCCUGUCACCCCCAUCACCACUUUUGAGGGCAACCAGUCUCAGGAUCACAGUGGAAUCUUCGGCCUGGUGACAAACCUAGAAGAGCUGGAGGUGGAUGAUUGGGAGUUCUGAGUCUCUGCAGACUGCAUUCUCUAGCCCACGGCAUGUGGACCCCAGAGACCUUUCCUGAGGGCCAGCACCUGCUUCUGGGUGCAGACUGAGUAGAAAGGACAUGCUGCCAGCAGAGCUGGCUACUGGCUGCUUGGAAGGACAUUCUGGGACAGACUUCACUGGCUUUUGAGACACAGGGAAUCCCAAUCAUCAGGGAUUUGGAGGGGCCAGAAAGCUGACAUCCUGUUCUGUGAGCGCAGAGAACCUCCUUAGAAGGCAGAGAUGCUGCUCUGGCCCCAGGGCUGAAGUCCAAGGCCAGAGUUUAACUCAGGACCCGGGGAACUAUCACCUGCUCUUCCCACUGCCUGCUCUCCUGCCAGCCUAAUUUUAUUCACUUUCUCUGCUCUCAGAUCCUGCAGGGCCAUAAAGGGGCAAGUCAUAAACAGCCUGCCCCUACCCUGACCCCUUGCCCUCAGGUAUCACCCUAAUAAUUGAAAGGAAGGAUAUUUCUAUCUUUUUAAGCACCAAGUCAAGGCUGGGGCUGGCCAUCUUCAUCCCUCCCAUCUCUUGGGCCCUGACAUCUGAAGCCAUCUCUUAGGUCAUCUGUUAUAGUACAUUCCUUUCCCAAGAAUCCUUCCUAAUGCCUCCUGCCAGCUGCUGCCUUGGUGCCUCCUCCAAGGGCCAUAAAUGUCUUGCCUCAUGUGAGGGCUUAAGUC
Molecule: messenger RNA, 2188 nt
Organism: Nannospalax galili (Upper Galilee mountains blind mole rat)
Lineage: Eukaryota; Metazoa; Chordata; Mammalia; Rodentia; Spalacidae
Gene: Strada
Product: STE20 related adaptor alpha
Exons: 13
Coding region: 198-1493 (431 amino acids)
Biological process (GO): protein phosphorylation
Molecular function (GO): protein serine/threonine kinase activator activity; protein kinase activity; ATP binding
Source: RefSeq, a predicted model, not a curated record